GUCUUUAGCGUUACAGUACCCCACUAGGGAAACACAAAUGUUUCCGUUGUAUAGUAAACAGCUGACUCGUUGCCCAUUGGGUUUGCUUUUGAAGUACUAGGCUUUAUACAGUGGCAUGGAAUUCAAAUCGGGGCGUUUGUAUAAGAGGCUGUAGUAGGGUCUUAACAAUGACAGGCUUAUAACGCACGCAGGGGCUCAGAUCGCUGAGUUUCCCUCAUGGUAAAUCGCGCACAAGGCGUGUGAAGGAAUGUCGCAUCUUCACCUCCGGUUGCCUGCAGCUCGUGCAGUGUGCAAACCCGGCAGAAGCGGAUAGCCAUGUCUGUGUUUGUGCGGUUAAUACUGAGAGGGGGUGUGGUCUACUCUAGAUCAAUAACCGUCGGUCGGUAGUCUACUGGAAAAGGCAAAACAGAGUAGGGUCAGCAGAAACGGAGAUCCCUGAUCCAUGCUGGAUUGAUUUUUGAUGCUCUAUCUAUGCAUAGUUUAGACGCACUGUAGAGCUGCAGGAGGACAUUGGCGACAUAUUUGUUGUGGAUCGGUACUCUGAAGGACUAACUAAGUCCUGUAUAACGGUUUGCGUUUGGUUUCAGACAAGACGUAGCUACAGUGGAUUUUCUCUUAUGAGUUGUGAAGGAAUAACAAUGAUCCAUUUACCCGGAGACUAUUUGUCCUGGAGCUCAAUUAACAAGUGAUAUGUCGCUAAUGGACGUGGAAUUAGGGAUUUGUCCACUUUAACGAAAUAUCCUCUAUAUACGAGGGAAAAGACAGCCGUAUUGCAUUUGUGAGGUUCUCAUAUUUUCAAGAUUGGGGCUACCUUCCAUAACUGGGCUUUGUGUGUGAGACUGAUGAGAGCAGUCCAUUGAAUACCGCUGCCUGCAUCUAAAGACUGUCAAAUAGGUUCAAGAGACAAGACCUGCCAAGAUCUGUAGGAGUGAUUCCAGAAGACUGCGUUGGAUUCUCCUCACUAUGAACACUGAGGAUCUGAACAGCCACUAGCUCUGAUCAGACAGGAUGAAUGACAGACAGAGACAGAGAGGAGGGGUGCACACGGUGGAGGCAGAUGUCAUCUUCCACCACCCCAUCUGCUCGGACCUCCUCUCCUCCCCCUCGGAUGAGGACGGGGGUGUCUGUUCCCUCCCAAGGAAGCAGGAGGGGAACACUAAUGUUCCAGACCUGGGAUUCGUACUGGGCGACCAGGGACUCUGUCGACAGAGCACACCAGUUACAAAGGAGUACUUGUUGGAUGGUGGUACGGUGAUUGGGCAUCAGCACUUUGACCGUCCACAGGGUGAUGGAUCACACAUCUCAAAUACAGAUCAGUUUCACAUUAAUGAUCCUUCUCAUCAAGCACAUACGUCUCACAUACCCAAGCUUGAUGCUGGUAAAGACCAGAACUGUACUCAUGGCAGAAACGGUAUCAGUGAGGAUAUGAAUGGACCGAGGGAAAAAGUGCCCUGCAGUGUGGGUCCCUCUCUAUGCUUCAAGGGAGAGGCCAGAGAGGAAGCGGAAGGGUCUCUGUCCCUCUGUAGAGAGAGCAUAGUGAGGAGUCAGUGUCACAUCACAAACGUCACUAACUCCCGGGAGCAGGGGACCUCCGCGCCUGACACUCAUUGUAUCACCGCGGGCAACCAGCCAACCAUACAAGAGCUGGGGUGCUUGUUCAGCCACAGCUCUCCCACAGAAUAUGACACAUUGUAUGGACAGUCAGGGCUUGAGUCGAACCAAGGACAUAGGGGCAGUAGUGGCCAUGGUGGGGUCAGUAACACAACGCCUAAAGAGGAGCCAGAUUUAGUGAUUGAAGUCGGUGGCCAGAAAAUCAGUGUUCACAAGUCUGUUCUGGCAGGGAAGAGUGACUAUUUUAAGGCUCGUCAGUCGAGAGACAUCCUGAAAGUGAAAGGGCUGAACUACAAGACCCUGACCAUCCUGAUAGACUAUAUCUACACCUCUCAGAUGAAUGUACACAAGGACAAUGUGGUAGAGGUGAUCACAGGAGCUAAGAUCUUACAGAUCCCAUGUGCCGUCCAGGCUGCUAUGGACACCAUGUCAGAGCAGGUCACAGCAGAGAACUGUUAUGAGAUUCUAACUAUCGCCAAGAAGCAACGACUCAACGAACUGAAAGAGACGGCCUAUCGCUUCAUGAGUGACAACUUCCUCCAGAUCCUGCAGGACCCAGCGGUGUACGGGCGUCUGACGGGGUCAGAGAGGGAUCUGGUCCUGAAGAAGAGAAUGGAGGGGAAGAGGUCCCUGAUGGUCGCUGAGAUCAAUGAUGUGUUUGACCGUGUCGGGAGCCGACCUCAGAGUCGGUGUAACAGUCGACCGCAGAGCCCUCUGUCCGUGGCGUCCUUCGAGGAGAACCACAUGAUUUACUACUUCAACGAGGCAGCCAAUGACUGGAGACCUCUGACUCUGAUGCCGGAGGACAUUAACACUAAGGGCUGUGGGAUCUGCACCAUGUACAACUACCUGUUUGUGGCCGGUGGGAUAAAGGGAUAUGGGGAUAAGGGCAAGGUCUCAGACAAGGUGUUCUGUUACAACCCCAUCACUAACCGCUGGAGCGAGGUUCGGCCGCUCAACCAGGCGCGGUCGCAGCUCAAGCUAGUGUCUAUGGAGGGUAACUUGUACGCCAUAGGAGGGGAGUGUUUGUUCACAGUAGAAAAAUACGAUCCUCGGACUGAUAGAUGGACCACAGUGGCUCCCUUACCCAAAGGGGCGUUCGCUGUGGCCCAUGAAGCCACCACCUGUAAUGGAGAGCUGUACGUCUCUGGAGGGUCUCUGUUCUACCGUCUCCUAAAAUACGACGCCAAGAGGGACGAGUGGCAGGAGUGCCCCUACAACAACAGCAGGAAAAAGUCAACCGACAUGGUGGCUCUGAAAAGCUUCAUCUACAGGUUUGACGUCAACCGUGACCAGGGGGUCACUGUGUUCAAGUACGACACCAUAGUGAAAAUGUGGCAUGACUGCGCGUCGCAGCGGCAGGGCAGCCCUAUGCCGUUCAGGUGUGCCGUCAUUGGAAACUGCAUCUAUUGUGUGAACAAGACUCAGACUCUGCAGUUUGUGGUGGAGGAGGACGGCUCUUACUUUGUAGAGGAACCAUUCAAGCCACCACUGGAAGCUAAGGGCAUACUCUUCCCUUUCAUCCUCAGUCUGCCUGAGAAGACUGACAGAUUCAUGUGAUGUGACCAUGGAUCACUGAUGCUAUGUUACAGACGCCCAUCAAUGUAAUAUACUGGGCCUUAAAAUAAGAUGAACAUUUUUCACCUUUAUUUUCCCCUGUCCAGUGUACCUGCUCGUAAUGGAAUGUGUUUCUUUGCAUGGCGAGUUAACAGGACAAGCCUUAACAAGGACUACUUUUACAUGUUGAAUGAGUGCAACCAGAAAUGCAUCUGACUCUACACAAUGAGAUAAUGACACACAUAGUCGUUUUUGUUUGUUGCUGCAUUUCCCUGUGUUCAGUUUUGUAUUGUGUACUUUUGUAAUUGCAGAUAAUUAGAAUAGAUAUUGUUUUGAAUAUUGUUUGCUGGCUGGUGGCUUUUAGCCAAAAAUCAACCCGCUGAGUUGGAAUAGUCUGAAUGAGGGGACAGUUGAAGUAUGUUCUAAGUGACUGACACAGCUGGCACACACAGGUCCUAUACGCAAAUGACACAAGCGAACCCAUAAACAACACAAGGCCUGCUACGGUGGUGAUGUCUGCUCUAUGAAGAACAGUGGGAGGGCUACAACAUUCACACAGCCCCAAGGCCUGAUACCAGAACUGCCCUUCACAUUACUUCACAAGGCCAUUGACCAGCAGGAGCACAAUAAGCCACAUGUAUCUUCUACAAUAAUUCUAUUCUACUAUUAUAGAUCAUCAAUGAAUAAUGUUGAAGAGCACAAUGCAAUUAUGUAUUAAUGCAUUACCACUGGGCACACACUGGUUGAAUCAACGUUGUUUCUACGUAAUUUCAACGAAAUGACAUUGAACCAACGUGAAAUAGACGUUGAAUUGACGUCUGUGCCCAGUGGGUUAGGUUCAAAACCAGUGCCCACCUAUUUAUUCAAAACUACUACCCAACUAUUCAUUCAGAACCAUUAACCAGCCUUCCAGGUUGUGUCAAAGACAACACUCCACCCGCACAUACAGUUGAGUUGAGUUUCAACACACUAGAAACAAGGUGAAUUAUUGCAGCAUAAGAGUGGUUCUGAUUCUGGGGAUCGGGUUAGGUUCCUGAGAUUGAUUGAAACAGGCCUUAGGUGUGCACUGAUGUUUACACAAUGCAGGAUUGAGUCAGCAUACUGUAGAUAUGAGGGAUGGUGCUCACUGCUUACUGCUCAUUAUUACACCUGGAUCACACCAACAGUAUCAUUGCAUUUUGGUACACCAGAAGUACAUUCAUUUCCAAUGGAACUCUGCGUUUGCCUUGCAGCAUUGCAUUACAGAGGCAGUUGCUGUGCAUUCUGUGUGGUGCAUACAUUAGAUGUAUCAAACGUAUGCAUGAAACUGUAUGUGUAGACGGCUUGACGGAAAUGGUAGCAGAAGGUGAAUGAUGAACUUUUGUUGUACACAUAUCCAGAUGAUGCUGCGUACCAUUUUGCACAGCGACGCUGUAGGUUUGAUCGAAGCGUAAGGCCUCACAUUUGCUGGUUUGAUACGACAUAUCAAACCCUUUCAGAUAUUUCCCUAAAUAAAUAUAUAGUAAAUAUAUUUGGGUGAUAAUAUCCUAGAUCAAAAACACUCUUAUGAUCUCUCUAACAUCCACACGCAACACUAGUAUUAGCAACAAUGUAUCAAUGUUGCUGUGAAAACAAGGGCACCACACUUGCUGCUACUUUGGUAUUUUAUUAGAAUCCCCAUUAGCUGUUGCAAAAGCAGCAGCUACUCUUCCUGGGGUCCACACAAAACAUGACACAAUACAGAAUGACAUAAUACAGAACAUCAAUAGACAAGAACAGCUCAAGGACAGAACUACCCAUUAUUAUUAUUAUUUUUAAAGGCACACGUAGCUAUUCUGUUCUUUAACAUUCUUCAGAGAAGUGAGGAGUCAUUUCUCGUAUGCAGGCCAGGGGAAUUUGCCCUAGUCCUACCGAUAAUGAAAAUGCUAUUAUGUUGUCAUCUCCCACAAGUAUUGAGCCAGCCAGAAAGACUGUGACUGUCAUACACAGUAUGUACUUUCAGAUGCUGUUGAACUGUCUCUCAAGUACUUGACUAUUUCAGUAUCAUUUCUGAUGAUGAAGCCGUUUCCCCAUAUUAGAUGAUAUAGUCUGUCCCUUUAUAAUGCAUUUAAUCAUCUCGUCCGCACACCAUUUAGUCGGAAGGAUAUUUUGCAUCAACUUCAGCUCAGUGUUCAUCUGUUCUGUUAAAAUAUGCCUAAUCCCUUUUACAUUUACAAUAUUGGAAAUGGGUCCAAUAGCACUCCAUCUCCUUGCGCUUCCUUAGGAAUUUGACAUAUUUGUUUGCUUUUAGCAAUAAUACAUCAAUUGGGAGUUUUGUUAAUACGUUGGAUUGAUUCAGUGGAAUUUAUUUGGUGAACAAAAUGCUACUACUACAUUUGGUAACAGUAUCCUUGAGAGGCUGUUGUAACUGUGAUGACUGAGUAGAUGUGGACUUAUUCGUCUGGUAUUUUGCUGGCUGCCGUCAGUGUGUAGUGAAGCUUUUAUGGGCUGUUGGUUUUGGAUGAUGAAUGCUUGAAAGUACAGUGUUGGUUGAAGGCUUUCUUACUGCUAAUUAGCAUAUUAAAUAACAGCUAACAAACUAACUGUUGGAUGAUGUAUUUCAGUCAAAACUAAGUGCUGCAAAUAAAAUAUUUAGUGUUUGAAAAAA
Molecule: messenger RNA, 5794 nt
Organism: Salmo salar (Atlantic salmon)
Lineage: Eukaryota; Metazoa; Chordata; Actinopteri; Salmoniformes; Salmonidae
Gene: kbtbd11
Product: kelch repeat and BTB (POZ) domain containing 11
Molecular function (GO): protein binding
Source: RefSeq, a predicted model, not a curated record